CUUAAACACGCAGCUUUCUCUCUUGCUCUUUUUUUUUUCUUACUCUUUCCGUUUUUUUUCUUCCAACAACCACCUUGUUUUAUUUUUGCGAGGAGACUCAUUAACAACCACCUUCAGCAACAACGACUGCAGCUUAUUCAAACCUCCUUCGCUCGUCGUCGUUCUUCUCGCCGUCGUCGUCUUACUCCUCCUCCUCCUCCGGAAACGAAUUCAAUGGAGUGCCUUCAUGCCAAAAUUGACAAACUUAAUUACCUUUGGACAUCCCUCGGAUCCCCUCUUGAUUCCACGACAGUGUCUCUAAAGCUACAGUACGUCUAUUAUGAGCUGGAUCGAUUGAUUGAAUAUGAAGAACUUCAACGACGGCUACUUGGUGCAGAUAUUGAGGACAUAAUGGCAAACAUCGAAUACUCUUGCAGCAUUUUAGGAGUGUCCAUUGAAAAUAUCUUGACAUCCGACUUGUGCAAAGAGGGAUUAUUCGACGAUGUCAUGAUACCAAUGUCCUCUUUGUCACACCCGACGUUUGCCCGGCAAAAAACAUUACUCGAAUUAGACUCCAGACUGACUCAUGAGAUUUACAGACGACGUUCACAUGUAAAAGGCUGGCUGGAACGAAUUGUUGUGUUAUCAGCCCAACUGGAAGCACAUAAUCCUUUCAAACCAUAUCAGGAAUACGAAGAAGAACUAAGUUGGGGAACAGUGCAAUCGAUCAGUUGCGCCUUGCGUGAUUUACUUCAAAAACAAGCCACGCGUCGAUACGAUUUCGAAGAAUCCGCACGAAAAAUUCAUUAUUAUUGGACUGUGCUAGACAUCACUCCAGAUACAAACGAUCUUAUCGAUCAUGGUUUAGAACAUCUGUUUUCAACUGUUCCUGUGGACACAGAUAUCUUUCAAAUCGACGAGGUACCCAUCCUCGCCGACCUCAUUAACUCCCACAAGAAGACAUCCGGCCAAAGAGGAGAAGGGGAUCGACAAAUAGUAGAAGCAGUAGAUGAUGGCAAUGACGAUGGUUAUUGCUGGAUCUACUACAAUCAUGUCAAAGAUGACAAUAAUCAUUUACGGUCGGCAGAAUCAAUUGAGGUGCUCAAAGCGAAAGUCAUCGAACUUCAUGACAUUUAUAAGCUUCGACUAGAACGAUACAACAGAUAUGUAAAAAGUAUCAAUACGAUUUAUGACGAAAUCAAAACGCCAACCAACAAACGAUUGAUCCUACGCCCAUCCCUGAGCGGCGCGUAUUUGCAAGAGUUACGUGGUGAAUUCGAUGAGCUCAAAGAUGUAGUACGCAAAAUGGCAGAAGAAUAUAUUGACAAGUUCAGGGAGAAGCUCGAGGAUCUGUGGGAUAAAGCGCUAUUAACGCAAAAAGAACGUGUUGAAUUUAUCGCCAAGUUGCAUGAAAAAGCCGACACGAUGGAUGAGGUUCACUUACUGGUUGACGAACACAUCAAAUAUCUACAACGUGUACAGCCCAAAGCAAUAACCGUAGCACGGUUAAUGAAGCAACGAAGAGAACUUAUACAGAAAAUGAUCGAUUUUGAAAAGACAGCCUCAGACCCAAAAAGAUUGUUCCAAUCAUCGUUCCAGCUCGUUGAAGAGGAGCGAUGGAGGAAAACAUGUUUCCCUACACUUCUGAUGCUCGAUGAUGCCCUCCUAAAAGCCGUACAAGAGUUUGAGCGUGUCUCUGGAAAGCCAUUUAUUUACGAUCACUGUAGAUACUUGGAUACUCUCCGUGACGAAAUUGCCGAUCGUACUGCCAACCAAACCUUCUUUGGCUUUUUAAAUACGGAUCCAAAACCAUCUUCAUCCGCUAUCACGCGAAAAGAUUCUCGAUCAAAACUACGCGCUGCAACUCUCAACGUAGCACCAAACUCACCCAUAAAAAAUAACAUGAGUAGCAAUGCAUCCAGUAGAACUAAUAGCACCGGAAACUACAGCAACAACAAAUGUCCUCCUUCGCCCACGUCAAUACCUCCUCCUCCCGCUAAACGUAGAUCACUUAUUCGCCACUCGAGCAAAAGCGAACUGGCAACACCCCGUAGCUCUAAAUCAACGUUUACUCAGUUACUAUCUAAUGCAAAAUAUAUGCCACCCACGCCACCCGCUGAGCCAGCUUCAAAGCACGAGUAUGUGAACAACAACAAAAGAAGUCGUAUACCGUGUCCAGUAAAAGCAAACAACAUGGAACAUGGUACCACUGCUUCUACUACUACUACUACUACUACUACUACUACUACUACAGCUGGCCUUAACAAUGUAGCUAGCAAUCAACAACAGCAUUCAUCACCAAGCAACAGUCAAUGGAGUAAUAUUGGUAGUUCGGAUCAAGGCAACAGUGAUGGCGAAGAAUUGGAAUCAUCCAUGGCAUCUCACAUAGAAGCAUCAUCCAUAUCUGCCGUAUCAACGUGCUGAAAACAAAAAACAUUCUCCCUUUUUAUUCUUUUUCUUUAUACCCUAGCGCACAUACUCGCACUUGCACUCACACUUACUCACGCACCUACAAUUUCUCACUCACCUAUCAAAACCUUCCAACAACUUGUCUUUUUUUUUUUGCAUCUGUCAUACUCAUGUAUAAAAUAAAGCGCAG
Zychaea mexicana is the source of this 2578-nucleotide messenger RNA. RefSeq lists its product as uncharacterized. NCBI's taxonomy places the organism in Eukaryota, Fungi, Mucoromycota, Mucoromycetes, Mucorales, Lichtheimiaceae. The coding region runs from base 214 to 2403 and encodes 729 amino acids. The transcript is spliced from 12 exons. Gene Ontology annotation, molecular function: microtubule binding. Gene Ontology annotation, cellular component: mitotic spindle midzone; spindle; cytoplasm. The record is from RefSeq and is a predicted model, not a curated record. Gene Ontology annotation, biological process: mitotic spindle midzone assembly; microtubule cytoskeleton organization.